Aspergillus caelatus is the source of this 1479-nucleotide messenger RNA. RefSeq names its product major facilitator superfamily domain-containing protein. The transcript has 2 exons. Gene Ontology annotation, biological process: transmembrane transport. The record is from RefSeq and is a predicted model, not a curated record. The coding region runs from base 1 to 1479 and encodes 492 amino acids. NCBI's taxonomy places the organism in Eukaryota, Fungi, Ascomycota, Eurotiomycetes, Eurotiales, Aspergillaceae. Gene Ontology annotation, molecular function: transmembrane transporter activity. Gene Ontology annotation, cellular component: membrane.
AUGAGACAGCCAAACGCGGCACGGCCAGGAAAUGAUAAUCCCACCAUCUUGGGUACUGGCUUCGUUGACCACAAGGAACCCCUAACUACUAUCUCGCGAACUCAAGACAAACCUCCAACUACUAGUGACAAGUCAAUAUCGUCUUCAAACAAACCCCGUUGGUUUCACUGGCACGAGCCAGGCACCUCAAGGGCGGACAAAAAGCUCAUCUUCAAGCUGGAUUGGUUCCUAUUAAGCUUCAGCUGCCUUUACUUCUUUAUUAAGCAGCUAGAUGGCAACAAUAUCUCUAACGCCUACGUCUCCGACAUGAAGGAAGAGCUAGGCUUUGGUCCGGGAAACGAGCUCAGCUGGAUGAAUACUUACUUUAACAUCGGCCAGAUUGUCGGCGGCCCUUUGUCGAAUCUUGCAUUAACGGUUAUUCGGCCCCGGUUCUGGCUUCCUGGUUGUUUGGUGGCGUGGUCUCUUUUCGUGCUUUUUCUUUUCAAAUGUAAUACUGCCUCCGAGUUCUACGGGCUGAGAUUCUGCAUUGGAUUCUUCGAAUCAGCCGCAUGGCCUGGCGUACAGUAUGUCUUGGGCUGCUGGUAUCGCAAAUCAGAAAUGGCACGCCGUAGCAGCCUUUUCGUCAUGUCUGGCGUUCUUGGCCAGAUGUUUUCGGGCUAUCUACAGGCGGCCCUGUUCAGCGGAAUGGAGGGCAAGGGAGGCAUGUCAUCGUGGCGAUGGCUCUUCAUUUUCGAUUUCCUCCUCGCCGUGCCCGUAGCCAUUUACGGUAUCAUUUUCUACCCAGACACACCCGAGAACACAACCGCAUUCUACCUCUCCGAAAGUGAGAGAGAACGGGCACGUGCAAGAAUCCAAGAAGAAGGGCGUACUCCCGUCGGAUACGCCUUCUGGACCCUCACCUGCGGGUCAUAUGUCAUGCAAUACUUCAGCAUCUGGUUGAAGUCACUCAACAUUUACUCAGUACCACAAAUCAACAACAUCCCCACCGCACUAGGCGCCGUCAAUUUCUUCUUCAUGUUGACAUCGGGCUUCGUCGCAGACAACAUCGGCCGCCGUGGUCCAGUCUGCUUCGCCGUAGGGUGCCUGUUAACUUUCUGCUUUGCUGUUUUCACGGCAUGGCCAGCAUCUCGCCAUCUCAAGAUGGCUGCCUUUAUACUUUCUGGUUGCUAUGGAUGCUAUACGCCUCUACUGGCGGGAUGGGUUAAUAGCUCAUGCGGUGGUGAUCAGCAACUUCGGGCUUUUACCUUGGCUUUCAUGGUUAGUUUGGGUCAGGCGGUAGUUAUUCCGUUUCAACAAUUACAGUUCCCUAGUGGAGAGGCGCCGUCAUUUACAAGGACACAUGGUUGGGUGAGUGGGCUUUGCUUUGUUAUUAUAUUAACGCUCUGGACUGGGUUUGGUAUUGAAUUUGUAGAAUGGCUGGUUGGCCGGAAGGGAAAGGGGAAAAGGGUUAUUGCGGACGAGCCCGAUGUUGAUUUCUAA